Messenger RNA from Glossina fuscipes, 831 nucleotides. RefSeq lists its product as uncharacterized. Bases 7 to 831 code for a protein of 274 amino acids. The transcript is spliced from 2 exons. NCBI's taxonomy places the organism in Eukaryota, Metazoa, Arthropoda, Insecta, Diptera, Glossinidae. The record is from RefSeq and is a predicted model, not a curated record.
UAUGCCAUGGAUUUAAACACGACACGCUUGAGAACGCAUAGUCUAGAUGAUGAGGAUACUAUCAGCGGAAACUCUCGCACUUCGUAUGGGGGUUUUCCCAAUUCCGUUUUCAAUUCGGAUUCGGAAUGCGGAGCCGCACCCAUCUCCGUACGCGAUAUGAUUAAGCGUUACAAUUCGGCAUUCAAAAACGAUACUAACGCGAAGGCGAAUUACAGCUUGAAACAUGCGAGAGCAAAUAAUUUAGUAAGACAUCAAUCACAACACUUGCUGCCAGCUUCGAAAGACUCAUGUUGUUGUCUCAAUAAUUUUGCUUCGCAAAUGGCGGUGGGUCAUGAGGACGAUAAUACCGCUGCAUAUAAAAAUUGCUGUAAAAAUUGUUCUGCUUGUACCUGUUGUCAAAAUAAAUGGCGUAAACAAUUGACAGGCAGCAAAAUGUCAACGCGAAGCGAUAGCGUGAAUAGUACCGUCUCUAGUGGUAUGCUUUGCAAAGAUUUGGCAUUGAAGUGUGCAAGCAUAAAAAACGGUAACAAAAAUGAGAAAGCUAAUGUAACUGCGACAAAUACUAGGAGUCGAUUGCAUUCAACGGACAGCGCUGAUGAAGUCAAUUGUCAUACGAUCGAGUCAUUUUAUCAAAGUAAAACCACAAUUGCCAAAACAGCUAAUGGUGUACGCAUAAUUAUUGAUAUAUAUUUUGAUCAGGAACAAUGUGUCAAUGCCACCGAUGUUAUUGGCAGUCGAGUAGAAACUGAUAUACCGCAUAGUCGUAUAUUAAGCGAAUUUCAGCAACAAAGCUUGUCGGCUAGUCAGUCAUUACAAAAAGAUAAUCGUUAA